GCCAUUAAAGAUGAUCCUCAUAAAAGUCUAUCAUCUUGGAAAAACACUACUCACCAUUGCAAUUGGUCGUUCGUCACUUGCUCUUUGUCUUCUCACUCUUCCGCUGUCAUUUCCCUAAACUUCUCCUUCUUAGAACUCAAUGGUACUCUCUCUCCUCAAAUCGGUUUUCUUACAAACCUGCAAAACCUAUCUCUCCAUGAUAACUAUUUUUAUGGGCAUGUCCCGACUUCUCUUUCUCUCCUUACAAAACUCCACUAUCUUGACCUACAAUUUAACCAAUUUAGUGGCCCACUCCCUUUAUUUGCUAAUAUGUCGGAGCUUCGGGGCCUUUCCCUUAGCUUUAACUACUUUUCUGGUACAAUAUCACCCGAGUUUAGUAAACUUCAAAAGCUUCAAGUUUUGGAUUUAUCAAAAAAUUAUUUACAUGGUGAGAUACCAAAUUCUUUUUCUCUUCUUACAAAUUUGAUUGGUUUGGAUUUAUCAAAUAAUCAAUUACAUGGUGAGAUACCAAAUUUUUUUUCUCUUUUUACAAAUUUGGAUUAUUUGGAUUUAUCAAAUAAUCAAUUACAUGGUGAGAUACCAAAUUCUUUUUCUCUUCUUAUAAACUUGACGUACUUAAGUAUUUGUCAAAACAACUUACAAGGUUUCAUACCAGAGUUUAUUGGAGAUUUAUCUAAGUUAUUAGAACUUCAACUUUCGGGAAAUAAAUUUACAGGAAAUAUUCCACAUAAGUUGGGGACGAAUGGGUUAUUGGGAUACCUAGAUGUUUCUUCAAAUAAGCUUAGUGGUCCAAUCCCUGAGAGUUUAGGGAGUUGUAAGUUACUAGGUUUUCUAGAUUUGUCACAUAAUCAACUCACGGGUCAGUUACCUGUCAACAUUGGAAAGCUAACGAGUCUUCGUUUUUUGUUGGUUGCCAACAAUAACUUGAUUGGAAAAAUCACACCAAAGAUUACAGGAUACAAUGUCACGAAUUUUAAAAACUCUUCUAUUUGCAACUUAGUUGAUCUUGAAAUCCUUGAUUUAUCAUAUAACAAGUUUAAUGGAGAGGUUCCUCAUUGCUUGGGCAAUACUAGUACUCAAUUAUCUGUAUUGAACUCCAAUCAAAUAAUUUCAAGGGCGUCAUUCCAUCAGCAUUAUUUUCUACUUGUGAUUCCUUAGUAUAUGUAGAUUUCAC
Amaranthus tricolor (Joseph's coat) is the source of this 1174-nucleotide messenger RNA. Its product is annotated as LRR receptor-like serine/threonine-protein kinase RGI2. The coding region runs from base 310 to 1158 and encodes 282 amino acids. Gene Ontology annotation, molecular function: protein binding. Lineage: Eukaryota; Viridiplantae; Streptophyta; Magnoliopsida; Caryophyllales; Amaranthaceae. Gene Ontology annotation, cellular component: plasma membrane. Gene Ontology annotation, biological process: hormone-mediated signaling pathway. The record is from RefSeq and is a predicted model, not a curated record. The transcript has 2 exons.